Messenger RNA from Cladocopium goreaui, 567 nucleotides. The record is from the annotation of a GenBank genome assembly. Lineage: Eukaryota; Dinophyceae; Suessiales; Symbiodiniaceae.
AUGAAGAUACCAACGCAGGCGCGCUCGAGCUCUCUGUCGGCGUUGCGAGCCGUUGGAGAAGACGUGGCUGCCAGAGCGUGGUGUUGCUGGUGUGCCAAUCCAGCAGAGCACAAGAUGAACCACCAGGGCGAGGCCAGUUCAGUGGAUACACCAAGCGAUUUGCAACGGCUGAUCUUCAUGCAGUUUGACAAGGAAUUCUCCGGGCGGCUGAGUGCACAGGACUGCCUAUGUUUGGUGGAUGCUCUCUUCCGGGCUCUCCUGAUAUCUCCUGCAGCGCUUUCGGCUCGUGUAGCUGAAGCUCCCGAAGGGCCCAUUGUCACCGGCAGAGGCCCCAGGAGGAGCACCGGGCAGGAGGAGGCUCGGCAACUAGCAGAGUCCAUCGCACAGGCGCGGCUACAGUCAAGGCUGCACGAGGCGGAGCGUGCUGCCGAGCGUGCCGUGGCCACCGUGGGCCCUGCGGGCCCUGUGGGAGGCUUUCUUCCGGAGCCAAUAGCAGCUCCCUUUUCGGAUGCAUCGGUAGCUGAGAGCUCAGAUAUUUGGCCUCCAGCAACUGGCAUUAUGCAUUAA